AUGAACAAGGAGAACGCCAAGGUGCGCGGCAACCAGCGCAAGCUGACGUUCCAGCGCCGAAAGAAGCCUACCCAACGCGUUGCGCAUCGACCCCAAUGCGGCCCCCACACGCACCAGCACGUUCUUCGGCACGGUGGGCUCGCCGAUCAAAAUGGGCACAGGAAACGCCCCGGCAGGCCGUCGAGCACCCAAACUGCCACCACGACCGGCACCGGAUGCGCCUGUUGACUCGGAGGCUGCGACGCUAGAUAUCAAUCAAAAGGCAGCUUUUCGGGAGGAGCUUCGACGGCAGCAGAAGGCUAAGCAACGGGCCGAAAAGGCCACGCAGCAGGAAAAGGAGAAAGAGACGAAGAAAGAGGAAGAGGCCGUGGCCACAGUCCGCAAUGACAAUGGCCGCAAGCAGCGAGGUCGCCGCAACUCGACCGAGUUCCUUGGCCAACCUAUGGAGCCCGUGCAGCAGCUAAAACUGGACGGGGCCAAGAAGGCUAAGAUUCCACAUUUCCUUUCAGCCUGGUUCAAUGCCGGUCAUGACACAAAGGCCACCAACGACACCGACAACAGCGACGCCGAGUCAGCCAAGACCGACCUGACUAUUAUCAGUAUUGACGAGAAGGAUGUUCCGGUCGAGCCUGUGAAACAAGAGGCCAAUGCUGCGGCCAAGCCUCCGCCAGCUCCAGUCGAAGUGUCUAAGGACAAAACAGCGAUGAAACACAGACCCACGAGCUACAGCCAGAACAUCAACUUCAGCGAGAUCACUUUGGGCCGGAUGAUCGGAGAAGGCGCUUUUGGCAAAGUACACGAAGGCAAAUGGCGUGGCAAAAGUGUUGCCGUCAAGUUGCUUAUCUGCCAAGACUUGCGAAGCGACAUUCUAAACGAGUUUCAGUCCGAGGUGGAAAUUAUGAGUGUGCUGCGUCACCCGAAUAUUUGCCGACUUUUGGGCGCGUGUAUGGAGCCGCCACACCGCGCGCUUGUGGUGGAGCUGUUGCAACGCGGAUCGCUGUGGGGAGUGCUGCGAAUGAACCGCAAAUCGAUCGACCAGGAGAUGAGAUCGCGCUUUAUCUACGACACGGCCAAGGGCAUGUCGUAUUUGCACCACUUUGAGCGCCCUAUUUUGCACCGAGAUUUGAAAAGUCCCAAUUUGCUCGUGGACAAAAACUUCAACAUCAAGCUGUCGGACUUUGGCCUUGCUCGAGUGAAGGCUCAUGUGCAAACCAUGACAGGCAAUUGCGGUACUGUCCAGUGGAUGGCACCGGAAGUACUGGGCAACCAAAAGUACACAGAGAAGGCCGACGUCUUCUCGUUUGGCAUUGUCAUUUGGGAGAUUGUUACAGGUGAGUGCCCGUACGACGGCAUGAGUCAGAUUCAGGCCGCGCUCGGUGUGCUAAACCGCAACUUGAGGCCCAAUAUCCCUCGCGACUGCCCGCCGUUCUUCUCACGACUGAUGAAAGCGUGCUGGAACCGUCAGCCGGAGCUGCGACCCAGCUUCCCGCACAUCGUCAACGCCUUCCGCACGUACCAGAGCUCCAUUUCCGAGUCGCGUGCGACCAGCAGCGCCGCGGCGUCGGCCAAAGCCGCCAUGGCCGCUUCGGUGGCUGCUUCAUAG
Messenger RNA from Phytophthora infestans T30-4, 1603 nucleotides. Its product is annotated as protein kinase, putative. Lineage: Eukaryota; Oomycota; Peronosporomycetes; Peronosporales; Peronosporaceae. The record is from RefSeq and is a predicted model, not a curated record. Gene Ontology annotation, biological process: protein phosphorylation. Gene Ontology annotation, molecular function: ATP binding; protein kinase activity. The transcript has a single exon. Bases 152 to 1603 code for a protein of 483 amino acids.